AUGGUGGUGGUCUGGGCCGAGCCUUGCAUUCUGAACACUAGCCUUGACAAUGCCGCCCCGCGUGGCGGUGCCGUAAACAACUUCCUGCCACGCGGUGAGGCAGGGACGCCCGUCGCUCCCAGCACCUGCACGGAGGUGCGGGCCAAACGUGCGUCCUGUCAUGUGGCGGCGAGCCGUGCCUCGCUUUUAAUCCUGGUGGAUAAUGACUUGUGGUGUGCCUGCCACUAUCCCGCUCGACCCUCUGUACGCAGCGUAGGUCACGCAGGGACGCCCGUCGCUCCCAGCACCUACAUGGAAGUGCGGGCCAAACGGGCGUCCUGUCAUGUGGCGGCGAGCCGUGCCUCGCUUUCAAUCCUCUUGGGUAUUGACCUGUGGUGUGCCUGCCACUGUCCCGCUCGUCCCUCUGUAUGCAGCUCAGGUCACGCAGGGACGCCCGUCGCUCCCAGUACCAGCACGGAGUGUCUGGUGCAUGGCGCACAGCGUGGCCUCGUUCACGGCAAGUUGUUCAGCCCGGUGCCAUCACAAGCCAGGGACCCGUACACACCCUCCACCAUAUUGUAUGGAAGGAGCCCUUAUCACCCCUUUAGGACUCCCCAUACCUGUCCCAGCAAGUCCCAGCAAGUCCCAACAAGUCCCCAAGUCCCAACAAGUCCCAACAAGUCCCAACAAGUCCCAGUAAGUCCCAACAAGUCCCCAGCAAGUCCCAACAAGUCCCCAACAAGUCCAGCAAGUCCCAGCGAGUCCCAACAAGUCCCCAGCAAGUCCCAGCAAGUCCCAGCAAGUCCCAGCAAGUCCCAGCAAGUCCCAAGUCCCAGCAAGUCCCAGCAGUCAAGUCCCAACAAGUCCCAACAAGUCAACAAGUCAAGUCCCCAGUCCAAGUCCCAGCGAGUCCCAACAAGUCCCAGCAAGUCCUCAGCAAGUCCUCAGCAAGUCCACAAGUCCCAGCGAGUCCCAACAAGUCCCAACAAGUCCCAACAAGUCCCCAGCAAGUCCCAGCAAGUCUCAGCGAGUCCCAGCAAGUCCCAACAAGUCCCCAGCAAAUCCAGCAAGUCCCCAGCAAGUCUCAGCAAGUCCCAGCGAGUCCCAACAAGUCCCAGUAAGUCCCAACAAGUCCUAACAAGUCCCAACAAGUCCCAACAAGUCCCAGUAAGUCCCAACAAGUCCCAACAAGUCCCCAACAAGUCCACCAAGUCCCAGCGAGUCCCAACAAGUCCCAACAAGUCCCAACAAGUCCUCAACAAGUCCACCAAGUCCCAGCGAGUCCCAGCAAGUCCCUGCGAGUCCCAACAAGUCCCAGUAAGUCCCAACAAGUCCCCAGCAAGUCCCAACAAGUCCCAGCAAGUCCCACAGGUCUGGCGGGUCCCUUUGUGCCCUGGGGUGAUUGUUCAGCUUCCCGUGGUGUCUGUGUCCCCAUUCAGUCAGCACUGCGGGAGUGAGACAGCAAAGGCUAGGAGAAGGAAGACUCCAAAAUCAAACCAACAAGACCCCAACGACGGAGCUAUCCAGCGCCGGCGGAAGAGGGCAGCGCCUUGCGGGCAGGCGACAAGGCGGGCCUUGACACAUCAAGAACUCAGCAGCCCGAUACAACCAACAUCGGAGAAGCUGCCUGUCUCAUCUGUCUUGAGCCGCGGUGGAAACGAUGUGGGCCAAGAUAAAUACACGCUGUACAUGAACGGACUCUGCCUUCCCACACUGACUAAUGGCCGUCCCUCGCUCAGCAUUGGCAGCCUGGGAGACGUGGAGGCUGGGCAGUGGCAGGGCUCACAAACUGUCUUGCCUUCCCUCCUCCAGCGGCUUCUCUAUACAAGACUUCUUUCUCUCACGCCCAUUCUGUCCACCUCCUAA
Messenger RNA from Portunus trituberculatus (swimming crab), 1845 nucleotides. RefSeq names its product DNA-directed RNA polymerase II subunit RPB1-like. Bases 1 to 1845 code for a protein of 614 amino acids. The record is from RefSeq and is a predicted model, not a curated record. The transcript has 7 exons. NCBI's taxonomy places the organism in Eukaryota, Metazoa, Arthropoda, Malacostraca, Decapoda, Portunidae.